AUGGCUCCAAACCUAGCUCCUUCCAAGCAUGAGCUUAUCUAUGACAUGAUCCACGGUGGCGAACUAUCUAUAAAUGAGACGGCACAGGCCGCUGGUUACAACAAGAGCACCAUCUCGAGAAUCUCGUCCAAUAUAAGAAUGUUUAGCAGCGUUAAAGCACUGCCAAUUAAAGGCGGACGACCCCGCAACAUCAGUCUAGUCAUGCUCGAGGCUUUAUGCGACCAUCUGGUUGAAAAGCCUGCCCUAUAUUUGGACGAAAUGGCUGUUUUUCUGUGGGACGAAUUCGCUCUUCAAGUAACAAAAUCGACUAUCAGUCGUGCCCUUAAGUCUAAAGGCUGGUCGAAAAAGACUGCUCGGGUCAUGGCCCGAGAACGCAACCUUGAUCUCCGGGACGAAUACUAUCAUUUUAUUUCAGACUUCAAGUCUUACCACCUUGUCUAUAUCGAUCAAUCUGGCUAUGAUAAAAGGAUAGGCUUUAGGCGAACGGGUUGGUCCCCACUUGGUACCGCGCCGGUGCAAGUAUCAAAGUUUUAUCGUGAUCAGCGUUAUCACAUUCUGCCUAUGUAUGCGCAAGAUAGCAUUGUUUUAUCUCGAGUGUUCUAA
This is a messenger RNA of Penicillium samsonianum, 603 nucleotides long. RefSeq lists its product as uncharacterized. The record is from RefSeq and is a predicted model, not a curated record. Bases 1 to 603 code for a protein of 200 amino acids. Lineage: Eukaryota; Fungi; Ascomycota; Eurotiomycetes; Eurotiales; Aspergillaceae. The transcript has a single exon.